Messenger RNA from Trypanosoma cruzi, 363 nucleotides. RefSeq lists its product as uncharacterized. The record is from RefSeq and is a predicted model, not a curated record. The coding region runs from base 1 to 363 and encodes 120 amino acids. The transcript has a single exon. NCBI's taxonomy places the organism in Eukaryota, Euglenozoa, Kinetoplastea, Trypanosomatida, Trypanosomatidae.
AUGUCGUCCAUCCCUGAUGAGCUUUUUGGCAAUUGGUUGCUGACGACGUUCAACGGAUUGGAUCUUUCAGAUCAAGGAGGACCGUUUUUGAUGUUAUUGGAACCUGCAGGAGGACUUGUGUACCUUGAUAUUCAAAUUACUAACAUACUGAACGGCUUACUGGAGUACCGAGAUGGCCAGCUUUAUGGACAUUUGGUUUCAACACGAAUGCUUGGACCACCGUUACAUAUGCAGAUUGAGCAAGCAUUUGGUGCUGGAUUUGAAGCUGGAAUGAACGUCCUUAUUGAAGAAGCUGGGAUGAUCUUCUCUCAAGGCGGGAACACCUUUUUCUUUGUGGCCCAAACCGACUCCUCACAACAGUGA